Messenger RNA from Linum tenue, 516 nucleotides. NCBI's taxonomy places the organism in Eukaryota, Viridiplantae, Streptophyta, Magnoliopsida, Malpighiales, Linaceae. The record is from the annotation of a GenBank genome assembly.
AUGUCUCUCUUCUCCACACUUGACAUCCCACCCUCUCCAGCCAUUAGUCCCACCACUUCAUCAUCAUCAUCUUCUUCUUCUUCUUCUUCUUCUUCAUGCCAACAUCAAGAGGAAUCCAUCAAUUUCGAUUUCAAUGUCAUGGUCUUUGUGGGGGCGAUGUUAUGCGCCUUGAUCUGUGCUCUGGGUCUAAACUCCAUGCUCCAAUGUGUCCUCAGCUGCACAGCCCGUUCCUUGGCUCGUCGUCGUGAUCCCGGCCUGAAGAAGAAGGAAGUGGUAGCUCUCCCUACUUCUACUUACACCGUGGGUGGUGGAGAUUCUUCCUCUGCUUCAGGUUGUGCCAUUUGCCUUGCAGAAUUCCUGGAAGGGGACAGCAUAAGACUCCUUCCUCAAUGUAACCAUCGCUUCCAUGUAGGCUGCAUCGACAGGUGGCUUCUAGCUCACUCCUCUUGCCCUACUUGCAGACACAGGCUCAACAAGUCUAUGCCUUCUCUUGAUCAGAUCGUUUCUUCUGCCUAG